AGCGUUAAACUUAUCAUGCGUUUAUUUACAUUAGAAAAAUUGUAAACACUGAAAAUUCAAGUGUCUUUUGUGAUAUUGCGAAUAUCAAAUGAACCUAUUUUAAAACAAGUCGAUACCAAACAUAUAUCAGUUACUUACUGAUAUGAAAAAGUUUUGUUAUUAUAUAAUUUUAUUGUAAUCAACUACUGACAAGUGACGUAGGUAUCACGACGCACUGAACAGAAUUUAGUCGUUGAUUUUAAUAACAUUAUUAGUCGUACUACGUAUUUAAAAUAUUUUAUUAGGUUUCGAAGAAAAUGAAGUAAUAAAUUAAGUUUGAUUAAUUAUACAAAAUGCCACCUAAACAAAGAAAAAUUGCUAUUAUGGGUUAUCGUUCAGUCGGUAAAUCUUCUUUAAGUAUCCAAUUUGUUGAAGGUCAAUUUGUUGACUCUUAUGAUCCGACUAUAGAAAACACUUUUGUUAAGACGACUAAAGUGAAUAAUCAAGAAUAUGAUCUUAAGUUGGUUGAUACUGCUGGACAAGAUGAGUACUCCAUACUCCCAACUCAAUAUUCAAUGGAUAUUCAUGGUUAUGUGUUAGUUUAUAAUAUAUCAUCACCAAAAUCAUUUGAAAUAUGUCAAAUUAUUUAUGAUAAAAUAUUAGAUAUGACUGGCAAAGUUCAUGUUCCUGUAGUUUUGGUUGGUAACAAAAAAGAUUUACACAUGGAUCGUGUUAUUAGUCAAGAAGAAGGUCGAAGAUUAGCAGAGUCAUGGAAUGCUGUAUUUCUUGAAGCAUCAGCAAAGCAGAAUGAGGUAACAAAUAAAAAACGUGUAGCUGAUAUAUUUCACACAAUGUUGAUGGAAAUUGAAAAAGCUAAUGGGAAUGUUCAAGAAAAAUCAAGUUGUUGUAUACAAUAAAUAAAUUAAGUUAAUUAAUCUAUAUUUCAUAGAAGUUUAUAUAUAUAAAUAAAAAUAUAUAUAUAAUAAUAAAUUUAAAAAGAUAUUGCGAUAAUCAACUGUCAAUUAUUAUAUUUUUUUUUACAAAUUUUGUAUAUAAUGUGAAUAUAUUUUCUUUUCAAUUUUUAAUGUUACUUUUUUCUGCUAUCUAUUAUACAAUUUGUUUUUUUUGUUAGUGUAUCAUCAUAUUUUGUAUCUGAAUUGUAAUGUAUUUUUACACAUAUUUUAAUAAUUUACACAUAUAAGUAUUGAAUUAAAGUACUUAAAUAGAAUGAAAUAUUGGAAUUAUUAAAUAUAAAUACAAUAUAAAAUAAUUAAUUUUUAAAAAAGAUAGUAAAAUUUGUAUGCAAUCUGUUACUAGAGUUAGUUAACAUAGUUUUAAUAGUAGUUUAAAUCAUUAAGGAAAAACUAUUGUAAUUCAAUGUACUAGGUUUUAGUUGGGCUAUAUUUUUAACAAUGUAAAAAAAUUAUUAAAAUAUUAAUUUUUUGUAAUA
Molecule: messenger RNA, 1429 nt
Organism: Daktulosphaira vitifoliae (grape phylloxera)
Lineage: Eukaryota; Metazoa; Arthropoda; Insecta; Hemiptera; Phylloxeridae
Product: GTP-binding protein Rheb homolog
Exons: 5
Coding region: 333-896 (187 amino acids)
Biological process (GO): small GTPase-mediated signal transduction
Cellular component (GO): plasma membrane
Molecular function (GO): GDP binding; GTP binding; GTPase activity
Source: RefSeq, a predicted model, not a curated record